Messenger RNA from Oncorhynchus gorbuscha (pink salmon), 1383 nucleotides. RefSeq names its product chitobiosyldiphosphodolichol beta-mannosyltransferase-like. The record is from RefSeq and is a predicted model, not a curated record. Gene Ontology annotation, molecular function: mannosyltransferase activity. The annotation marks the transcript as partial. NCBI's taxonomy places the organism in Eukaryota, Metazoa, Chordata, Actinopteri, Salmoniformes, Salmonidae. The transcript is spliced from 10 exons. Gene Ontology annotation, cellular component: endoplasmic reticulum.
CGUGGCUGGUGUAUUAUUGACCUCUUCCUCCCCCAGAAUCCUCCAGGACUGCCCAGUAUAGUGGUGACGUGGCUGGUGUGUGGUCUGAGAGGAUCCAGGUUCAUCAUUGACUGGCAUAACUACGGCUACACCAUCAUGGCCCUCUCACACGGCCCGGACCACCCCAUCGUCAGGCUGGCACAGUGGUCAUUGUUUGGGCGACUCUCCAGCCAUAACCUUUGUGUCACCAACGCUAUGAAGGAAGACCUCCCAGAACACUCCUCCUAUAGGGCGACCACAUUGUAUGACAAGCCACCUGCUAUCUUCAAGGAGACUUCAGUAGACCUAAAGCACCAGCUGUUCAUGAGGCUGGCCAAGACUAUUCCUCAGUUCCGGGUCUGUGGUGGGCGACCUGGUGAUGAGACAGAGAGAACAGCGUUUACAUGUCGUGACCCCAGUGACCUUUCUGUGACUUUGACCUCAGGUCGACCUGCCCUACUGAUCAGCAGCACCAGCUGGACCGAGGAUGAGGACUUCUCCAUUCUGCUGAAGGCUCUGGAAGACUACGAGGGGUUUGUGAAAGCAGGAGCCUCUCUUCCCUCACUGGUCUGUGUCAUUACAGGUAAGGGUCCUCAGAAGGACCACUACAGGAAGCUGAUCGACACCCUGCGCUUUGAGCACGUGAAGAUCUGUACUCCAUGGCUGGAGGCAGAGGACUACCCUGUUCUGCUAGGCUCAGCAGAUCUGGGUGUUUGUCUCCAUAAGUCGUCCAGUGGUCUGGACCUGCCUAUGAAAGUGGUGGACAUGUUUGGCUGCUGUCUGCCUGUCUGUGCCAUCCACUUCUACUGUCUACAUGAGCUGGUGAAGCACGAGGAGAACGGGUUGAUCUUCAAAGACUCUGAGGAACUAUCUGGACAGCUCAAGGCUCUGCUAUGGGACUUCCCUGACUGUGAGGAUGAGGGCAAACUGGGUCAGUUCAGGAGGAACCUCCGGGCCAGUGGGGGGCAGCGGUGGGACCAGAACUGGGACCAGAACGUCCUGCCUCUCCUCACUGCACCCUGACUCCCCCUGUUAGACAGAGCUCUUUACAGCAGCUGACUCAUCCCCUCUCUACAUCUUCGCUCCGUCUCAAACCUACUUCUUGAGCCUCCAAUCGUGAAUAUUUUAACAGACGCUCUUAUCCAGAACGACUUACAGGAGCAAUUAGGGUUAAGUGCCUUGUUCAAGGGCACAUCCACAGAUGUUUCACCAAGUCUGCUCGGGGACUCAAACCAACGACUUUUUGGUUACUGGCCCAACGCGCUUAACCGCUAGGCUACCUGCUCUGAACCGCUAGGCUACCUGCUCUGAACCGCUAGGCUACCUGCUCUGAACCGCUAGGCUACCUGCUCUGAACCGCUAGGC